Messenger RNA from Gopherus flavomarginatus (Mexican gopher tortoise), 674 nucleotides. RefSeq names its product protein brawnin. The record is from RefSeq and is a predicted model, not a curated record. NCBI's taxonomy places the organism in Eukaryota, Metazoa, Chordata, Testudines, Testudinidae. Gene Ontology annotation, cellular component: mitochondrion. Gene Ontology annotation, biological process: mitochondrial respiratory chain complex III assembly. Bases 202 to 405 code for a protein of 67 amino acids. The transcript is spliced from 3 exons.
CUCCUCCUUUUGCGCAGAAGGAGGGCCUGGCUUGUUUGUAUGUGGGGCCUUGGUGCUGUUCUGAGCGCAGAGCCUGUCAGCCGGGACCUCCUCCUAAUGUGUCCUGGGCAGAGACCAAGUGCUGUCAGACCAGCGUAGCAGAGCUUUGCUGCGUGCAAUCAACUGGAGUACUCAAAUCUCAAGUGCUGUCUGCCCUUCAUCAUGCCUGCUGGGGUAUCUUGGCCUCGCUACUUGAAAAUGCUCAGUGCAAGUAUAUUGGCUAUGUUUGCAGGUGCAGAAGUUGUGCAUAGAUAUUACAGACCUGAUCUUACUAUACCUGAAAUUCCACCUAAGCCUGGAGAACUGAAAACGGAACUCUUGGGUCUAAAACAAAGACCAAGCGAAGUUCAUACUUCACAACAAUGACCACAGAAUAUUGAAGUCAUGAAGGGUAGAAUUUUCAGAAGUGCCUAAAUAACUUAGGUCCUGAGUCAUUUUCCUAAGUGAUUUAGGAACCAGUCAUUGGGACUUAUGCACUUCUGAAAAUUGUACCCAAAGUCCAUGUAUGAAAUGAUUAGUCCUGUAACUCUAUAUUUAUUUAAAACAAAAAAACUUGUAUGUAAGAAAGAGGAAUCCUGUUUAUCAGAAAUCCAGCCAGUUGUUCAUUAAAACUUCUUGUAUUUUUGUUUUCAAAA